UAUCUGGCAUCCUCCACCUGCAUUUCCUCCCUAAAUUCCUCAUAUUUUGUUUUUUUUUCCUCUCUUGGUUUCCGUCAUGGGGAGAGAGACGAAGGUGUGCAAGUCAUGGAACGAAAUUAAGAAACAUCUAAAUGAUACCGUUUCAAAGAGCAUAGUCGGUCGUUACUUCAAGCUAGAAGCAAGAAAAUCAAAUUUCACAACCGAACUACGAGCUGCAACAGCCACAUUCCUCACCAUGGCUUACAUCAUUACCGUAAACGCCACCAUCCUAGCCGACUCUGGUGCCACUUGCUCAUUCCAUGACUGCUCCACCGACUCUGGUUCUUCAUCACCUAAACCGAGCUGCGUCCUUGGCUCUAACCAAGGCUACGAAGAAUGUCUGACGAGGGUCAAAAAGGACCUCGUUGUAGCCACUUCUUUGUCAGCCAUGGUGGGAUCUUUAGCUAUGGGGUUGUUAGCUAAUCUCCCAUUCGGACUUGCUCCUGGUAUGGGUGCCAACGCUUACAUCGCAUACGACGUAGUUGGUUUUCGCGGUUCCGGUUCAAUCUCUUACCAUACCGCAAUGGCCAUUGUGCUACUCGAGGGAUGCGCAUUUCUUGCAGUGUCUGCUUUAGGACUCCGCGGAAGACUGGCUCGUCUCAUCCCUCAAACGGUGAGACUAGCAUGCGCUGUUGGUAUCGGAAUGUUCAUUGCCUUUGUUGGUUUGCAGAUGAACCAAGGUAUUGGUCUUGUGGGACCAGAUAAGUCAACUUUAGUAACGUUGACCGCAUGCUCAGAGACAGAUCCCGUCACCGGAGCUUGUCUGGGAGGGAAAAUGGAGAGUCCUACGUUUUGGUUAGCAGUCGUCGGGUUUCUCAUAACGAGCUACGGUCUCAUGAAGAACGUCAAGGGGAGUAUGAUAUAUGGAAUCGUUUUCGUUACGGUUGUUUCUUGGUUUAGAAACACCCAAGUCACAAACUUUCCUCACACUCCUCUCGGAGACUCAAACUAUAACUACUUCACAAAAGUUGUUGACUUUCACAAGAUCCAGUCAACGUUAGGAGCUAUAAGCUUCACGGAGUUUAGAAAGAGCGAGGUUUGGGUCGCGUUCGCUACUCUCUUUUACGUCGAUCUCCUCGGCACGACUGGAGUACUCUACACGAUGGCUGAGAUCGGAGGCUUCGUGGAGGAGGACGGAAAGUUCGAAGGAGAAUACACUGCCUACUUAGUGGACGCAGGCUCCUCCGUUGUGGGGUCAGCGUUAGGCGUUACAACGACAACGACUUUUGUAGAAUCUUCUGCGGGUUUGAAAGAAGGAGGGAAAACGGGGUUAACGGCCGUUAUCAUCGGUAUGUACUUCUUGGUGUCCAUGUUCUUGACGCCGUUAGUGACUAACGUGCCUAGGUGGGCGGUGGGACCCUCACUAGUGAUGGUUGGUGUGAUGAUGAUGGGAGUUGUGAAAGAUAUUAGAUGGGGAGAGACUAAAGAAGCCGUUACGGCGUUUAUAACGAUCUUGCUUAUGCCGUUGACUUAUUCCAUUGCUAAUGGGAUUAUUGCUGGUAUUGGUAUAUAUCUUGCUCUAAGCAUGUACGAUAUCGUUUCGGGAUUCGUCACGUGGCUUAACGGAGUUAGGAAACGGGUCAUGAGAGAACAUAAUCAAGUUUUCUCUGACGCGACCGUCGAGAUCGUAUGAUUUUAUAGGGUAAUUGAUGUCACUAAACCGGUUUACUGGUCUGAGUGUACCGGAAGUGGUGAACGUUUCACAUGGUCGGUCGUCGGAUGACUAUGCAAAGACCCGUAAUGAAUGCUCGGUGGGUUUUAUUUAUGUUCCUUUUCUCUUUGUUGCUUUUGUUAUUUUGGUUUAGUUUGCGUAAAAGUGAGUAGUGAACUAGCAUUGGAUGCAUUAGCUGCCAUGAAGUGUGCUGUUAAAAUUCACGGCUGCUUGUGCAUGCAUUGUUUUUAUGUUUCAACCAAACGCUUUUAUUCAGUUUGAAUGUAGCAAAUACAUCAAUCAGAGACGUUUGGAUC
Molecule: messenger RNA, 2007 nt
Organism: Brassica napus (rape)
Lineage: Eukaryota; Viridiplantae; Streptophyta; Magnoliopsida; Brassicales; Brassicaceae
Product: adenine/guanine permease AZG2
Exons: 1
Coding region: 77-1672 (531 amino acids)
Biological process (GO): transmembrane transport
Cellular component (GO): plasma membrane
Molecular function (GO): purine nucleobase transmembrane transporter activity
Source: RefSeq, a predicted model, not a curated record